AUACAUAACCAAAAAAAAAAAAAAAAAANACCAAUUUUUAUCAUUUAUCAUCAGCCACAUUUCUGUCUAUCUGUCCUAAACCUGAGCCUCUGCUCCCAAUUACUCCCUCCAUUUUCCCCCCUCUCUCUCUGUUUUUUCUUCUUGAAUUUUCACAUCACAGUUUGGGAAAACUUCCCCUGUUUUCUCUCUUCUGAAACUCAAAACCAAAGAGAAAAGAAAGAAGGAAAAGAAAAGUUGAAUUGAGGGAUUACCCAUUAAAGGUUUUUCAUUUGCCAUUAGCUGUUUGUUUGUUUCUGGUACUUUUCUCUGUCAUGUACAAACCCACAAACACAAAAACACAAAUUCCCUCUUCCCUCAAACCUUUUUUCCGUGGGUUGAUUUGAUUUCUCUCUCUCACCCUUUUCUUAGAACCUCGAGAUUGGCGUCUUUGAUUAAGACUUCCAUCACUCUCUCUACCUCUUCUUCUCAUUCUUCUCUCCAUUUUUGGGUUUUUUUUAAGCAGUAACAGAGAGUAACACUUGAUGGAGAGAGGAGGCUCUCUUGGAGAGAGCCUGCCUGAGAAGAACAAAAACAACAACAAACAGCAUCAUCAAACCAACAAAGACGAAGAACAAGAAGAACCCACCACUCAAAAACACUUUUGCUGAAAAACUGAGAUCCCCAUUUCCAUUUUACUCCUAAAAAGACUGGAAAAAAAAGGCAAACGAGGUUUUUGUUGAUUAGAGCACCAGAAAGUACUUUCUGGGUCGCCUUUUCUUUGCUGAUUUAGAGUUGCUGAGGGGGAUUUUUUCUUUUCUUUUAUGGCUCUUGUCAUGCAUAGAGAUUCCUUGAAUAAGCAGAUGGAUACAAGCAAGUAUGUGAGAUAUACGCCUGAACAAGUCGAUGCAUUAGAGAGGGUUUAUGCAGAAUGCCCAAAACCCAGUUCGUUGAGGAGGCAACAGCUCAUUCGGGAGUGUCCUAUUCUCUCUAAUAUUGAGCCUAAGCAGAUCAAAGUUUGGUUCCAAAAUCGCAGAUGUCGUGAAAAGCAAAGGAAGGAAGCUUCUCGUCUUCAAACAGUUAAUAGGAAGCUAACUGCGAUGAACAAGCUGUUGAUGGAAGAGAAUGACCGUUUGCAGACGCAGGUCUCUCGUUUGGUUUAUGAGAACGGAUACAUGAGACAGCAACUGCAUACUGCAUCUGGAACAACCACAGACAAUAGCUGUGAGUCUGUGGUCAUGAGUGGUCAACAGCAUCAACAGCAAAACCCAACUAAGCAUACUCAAAAGGAUGCUAAUAACCCAGCUGGUCUUCUUGCAAUAGCCGAGGAGACCUUGGCAGAGUUCCUUUCCAAGGCAACAGGAACUGCUGUCGACUGGGUACAAAUGAUUGGGAUGAAGCCUGGUCCGGAUUCAAUUGGGAUUGUUGCUGUUUCCCGCAAUUGCAAUGGGGUAGCAGCACGAGCCUGUGGUUUAGUGAGUCUUGAGCCCAUGAAGGUGGCCGAAAUUCUCAAAGAUCGUCUGUCAUGGUUUCGUGACUGCCGGUGUGUUGAUGUACUAAGUGCAAUCUCUACAGGAAAUGGGGGGACCAUUGAACUCUUAUAUAUGCAGACAUAUGCACCUACAACUUUAGCUGCAGCACGUGACUUUUGGACUCUUCGAUACACUACAAGCUUGGAAGAUGGCAGCCUUGUGAUAUGUGAGAGAUCAUUAACGUCAUCUACUGGUGGUCCAUCAGGGCCCCCUCCAUCCAGUUUCGUAAGAGCUGAAAUGCUUCCAAGCGGGUAUCUUAUUCGAGCUUGUGAAGGUGGUUCCCUUAUUCACAUUGUCGAUCAUGUUGAUUUAGAUGUUUGGAGUGUUCCUGAAGUUCUAAGGCCACUUUAUGAAUCAACAAAGAUUCUAGCUCAGAGAAUGACUGUUGCUGCCUUACGCUAUGUUCGGCAAAUUUCUCAAGAGGCAAGUGGAGAAAUUCAAUUGGGUGGAGGCCGCCAACCGGCUGUUUUAAGGACUUUCAGUCAAAGGCUUUGUAGGGGUUUUAAUGAUGCAGUAAAUGGAUUUGUGGAUGAUGGUUGGUCGCUUAUGGAUAGCGAUGGAGUAGAAGAUGUGACAGUUGUUAUUAAUUCAUCUCCAAACAAAUUCCUCGGUUCGCAAUAUAACACAUCAUUAUAUCCUACUUUUGGAGGUGUAUUGUGUGCCAAGGCAUCAAUGUUGCUCCAGAAUGUCCCCCCUGCUUUGCUUGUUCGUUUCCUACGAGAGCAUCGUUCAGAAUGGGCUGAUUAUGGAGUUGAUGCAUACUCUGCCGCAUGUCUUAAAGCCAGUGGAUAUGCUGUUCCAUGUGCGAGACCCGGUGGCUUCCCUAGUGGUCAGGUCAUUCUACCACUUGCACAUACAGUUGAGAAUGAGGAGUUCUUGGAGGUCGUUCGGUUAGAGGGCCAUGCUAUGUUCCCUGAAGAAGCUGCUUUAGGAGGACGGGAUAUGUAUUUAUUGCAGCUGUGUAGUGGGGUUGAUGAAAGUACAGUUGGUGCCUGUGCUCAGCUUGUAUUUGCACCUAUAGAUGAAUCAUUUGCCGAUGAUGCUCCCUUGCUGCCCUCUGGUUUUCGUGUCAUACCAUUGGAGUCCAAAACAGAUGUGCCUGCAGCUACUCGAACGUUGGAUUUGGCAUCUACUCUCGAAGUCCGAUCUGGAACUACCCGCACAGGAGGUGAAAUUGAUGUUACAAACUACAACCUCAGGUCAGUCUUGACUAUUGCAUUCCAAUUCACUUUUGAGAACCACAUGCGAGAUAGUGUGGCUGCUAUGGCAAGACAAUAUGUCCGAACUGUUGUGGGAUCAGUUCAAAGGGUUGCCAUGGCUAUCGCCCCCUCGCAGCUUGGCUCCCAAAUUGGUCCAAAAAGCCUUCCCGGCUCCCCAGAGGCUCUCACAUUAGCUCAGUGGAUCGUGCGAAGCUAUAGGAUCCACUCAGGGGCAGAACUCUUUCAGGUUGAAUCCCAAUCUGGUGAUGCUAUAUUGAAGCAGCUUUGGCACCACUCAGAUACAAUCUUGUGCUGCUCUGUCAAAACUAAUGCAUCCCCUGUUUUCACAUUUGCGAACCAAGCUGGACUCGACAUGCUCGAAACUACCCUUGUUGCUCUUCAAGAUAUAACGCUUGACAAAAUCCUCGAUGAUGCUGGUCGGAAGAUACUGUGCUCCGAAUUCUCCAAGAUAAUGCAACAGGGAUUUGCAUACCUUCCAGCAGGGAUAUGCAUCUCGAGUAUGGGCAGGCCGGUGUCGUAUGAACAGGCAAUUGCAUGGAAAGUUCUGAAUGAUGAUGAUGUCCAUCAUUGUCUGGCUUUCAUGUUUGUUAACUGGUCCUUUAUGUGAUUGAAAAAAUGUGGUUCGAUCAGGUUAUUUAUUUACUAAGUUAUAUAGUUAUCAAACGAAACAAAAAAGAAUAGUAGAUGCGAAUGUAAUUUGCAGGAUUUGAAGGUAAACUUUCAUGUGCAUUGUAAUUUUGUUUUGGUUAAACUAUAUUUUCAUC
Messenger RNA from Benincasa hispida (wax gourd), 3492 nucleotides. RefSeq names its product homeobox-leucine zipper protein ATHB-14-like. Gene Ontology annotation, molecular function: DNA-binding transcription factor activity; DNA binding; lipid binding. The record is from RefSeq and is a predicted model, not a curated record. Lineage: Eukaryota; Viridiplantae; Streptophyta; Magnoliopsida; Cucurbitales; Cucurbitaceae.